Messenger RNA from Closterium sp. NIES-65, 2340 nucleotides. The record is from the annotation of a GenBank genome assembly. Lineage: Eukaryota; Viridiplantae; Streptophyta; Zygnematophyceae; Desmidiales; Closteriaceae.
AUGGCGCCUGUGCAACCAAGUGUUGGCCCAUCUAGGGAUGAGCCUAGAGUGUUUGGUCUUGACAAGUUCAAUGGUGACAACUUUGCUGAGUGGUCCUUUAGAAUGGAGAACAUUUUUGACCACUAUGACCUGCUGGAGGUAAUGGAAGGAACGGAGAAGCGUCCCGAGAACGACCCGGAGAAGAGCCCGUGGGUGCGGAAGAGCGCACAAGGCUACCUCCUACUUGGGCAAGCGUUGGGGAGCAGCCAAAUCCGUCACAUCAAGCCUUUCCAGCGUGAACCAGAGAAGGGACCAAAGGCAUGGGCUGCUCUCAAGGGUGUACACGCUCCUGCAACAGCGGCGGUAGCUGUGGUGUUGGAACGGCAAAUGGCGACACUACGAAUUGAAGAGGAUGAAGCGGUUGAAGAAGGGGUGCAGAAAUUCUUCGACUUGUUGACGCGGCUUGAGGGAGCUGAUUUGAACUAUAAGGAUUUCCGCCGCCGUGAGUUGGCGAGUGCGGAUGGCGCUGGGGCAGCGAGCAUCGGCCGUGGAUAUGGUCAAGGAAGAGGUAGAGGACGAGGGGGAGGAAGGUUUGAUGGCAGCAACUUCGGCGGAGGCCGCGGGAGUGGCGGUUACGGCAGCGACAACAAGAGCUACGGACGCGGUCGCGGCCGAUUCGACGGCGAGUGUCACUAUUGCCACAAGAGCGGACACAUGUGGCGCGACUGCUACAAACUCCCUGAUGGUUGGACCCCUGCUCAAGGCCAAGAGGGUAGAGGAGCAGGAGGAGGGAGAGGAAGAGGCCGUGGAGGCCGUGGCGGUCGCGGUGGCGGAGCUGCAAACAUGAAGAGCGGAGACAACGACAAGGACCCGAGCAACGAUCGGUACCCGGGUCUAUUCUACUUCGUGUCGACGCAAGUACCGACUGGUCCAGAGAAGGAUGAAGGCUUUGAGGAGCCAGCAGCUGUGGGGAAGGUGACUCUAUACCCUCUGGACUAUUGGGUGAUCGAUAGUGGCGCUACCUAUAGCAUGACACCUCGCCCGGACUUGCUCACCGAACUCGAACCGUCACCGGUGAAGCAUGUCACAUCAGCUUUGGGGCAGCGAGUGGAGGUGAAAGGCAUGGGCAAGGCCAUGUUUAAGGGUGCUGAUGGGAAGAUGGUGGGCCUCAAGAAUGUGCUUUGGGUGCCCAGCCUUGCUGCCAACCUGAUUUCCGUGCGGCGGUUGGCAAAGGCCGGCAUGGACACGAACUCAAAGGGAGCCAAGACCUACACCGCAAGGCUUGGCGAUCGGAUUCUUUGGGACCUUCAUGAGGACAGAGAUGUCUACAACGAGAUGUGGCAGAUCCCUGUGGUCCCAAUGCCUAAGGAGAGGCAAGUGGCAGCAAGCGUCAGCACCAAAGGUGGAGCGGUUGGUAGCGGCGAUUGCGCGGACGGUCGCGCUAAGGAGAAGGAGUCCAAGAAGUGCAAUCUUGGAGGGACCAGCAAGCUUGGUGAACCUAUGGAGAGAGGUGCAGCAGCCAAGGAGCAGCAAAAGGGUGAGGAGAACCCCGAGGCAGCAGCGGAGGAGGACUACGGAGAGAGUAUGUGGGGCGCUAUUGCGAGCGCGGCAUUCUCCAAUCCAACUUCGGCUACGGGGGAGUGUGAUUGGCUCACCUUGCAUCGGCGCAUGGGGCAUGUGGCCCUGCCCAUCUUGCAGCAGCUAGUAAAGAAUGAGAUGGUUGCUGGCAUACGUGUGAAGGGGGAGCCCGAUGAGGUACUUGGCUGCCCGACGUGCAUGCAAGCCAAGUUCACCCGUUUCCUAUUCUCUAGUUCGGAGGCAACGGCUAAGGCACCACUUGAUGAGGUGGUGAUGGACGUGGUGGGCCCCUUGAAGCUUGGAGCUGCUGGAGCUGAGUACUUCCUCACUAUUGUGGACGUCUACACCCGUAUGACUUGGGUGUACGUGCUGGCCAAGAAGAGCGACGUGGCUGAAACGUUGAAGGCGGAUUGGUUCCCGAUGGUGGAGCGGCAACAAGACCGUCUAGUCAAGUCAAUCCGCACCGAUCGAGGGGGAGAGUUCCUGAGCAAGGAGUUUGGGUUGUGGCUGAAGAAGAAUGGUAUUCGGCACUCCCUCACCAUGCCAUACUCCCCUGCAAUGAACGGCAUCGCCGAGCGAGCGAACCGCACAAUCACGGAGGCGGCACGCGGGUUACUCAUUGAAGCCGGGCUACCCGACUAUUUCUGGCCUGAUGUGGUGCGGAGCGCGUGUGUGGCCAAGAACCGAGCCUUGACUCAUGUGGGAGCAGACAAAUGGGUGCCCUAUGUGGAGUGGCUAGGAAGGAAGCCAGGGUUAGAGAUCAAGACGCCAUCUUCGUCAUAG